This is a messenger RNA of Daldinia vernicosa, 1797 nucleotides long. RefSeq lists its product as uncharacterized. The record is from RefSeq and is a predicted model, not a curated record. Bases 111 to 1607 code for a protein of 498 amino acids. NCBI's taxonomy places the organism in Eukaryota, Fungi, Ascomycota, Sordariomycetes, Xylariales, Hypoxylaceae. The transcript has a single exon.
CUACAUCUAGUGAGGUCAGCUGACAUAACUUUCUUAAUAUCUCCAUCGCAAAUCUAUUCUGCUAAAAUUUCUUUUACACAUCUAAACUUUCAACUUAAACGAGAUACGUAAUGGGACGAACUGAACCCUCGAUCGGUAGGCCGCCCGCUAGCUUCCGUCGCGAUGCCCGCGCGAAAAGGGCCAAAGCAACUAUUAAUAAGGUCAUACCGCCCUUGCUGGCGGCGCAUCCGCGGGCUCGCCGGGGAAUCGAAGCUUCGGAGCUGAUUAUCGAUCCCCCUUCCCUUUCCCCGCCAUCGUCUACUCAAGCUCUCGGAGUCGGGACGCAACGGAGCAUUAGUCGGGAACCUGCCGCGGAUGGAAAUCAUGACGGGGGUGAAGAACUAGGAGAGAAGGACGAAGGCAAAGGCCCCCGUAUCUCGCUGCGCGUCGCAGAUACCCUAGCAGUGGCAUACUCACUGCUCCUCGUCCCUAGCCAUGAACCAGAACAGCGACGAGAUCUCUCCAACAUGACAGCCCGUGUUGGCGUGUUGAACAUGGCGUCACCACUAUCCGGAGGUGGUGGUUUUCUAAACGGCGCAUCGAGCCAGGAAGAGUCGCUAUGCAUGCGCUCGACGCUUCUCCCGUCUUUGCGUGACGAGUUCUACCGUCUUCCCGAGCUCGGCGUUGUCUUUACGCCUGACGUGUUGGUGUUCCGUGGUUCUGGUAGCGAGCCGCAGUGUAAAAAAAAGAGGAGCGGGAGCGGGGAAAAGGUAAGAGAUGAUGAGGACGAAGAUGGAGAUGAGAUAGGGGUGAGAGAUGCAGGGGCAGGGCGGGGAGGCGAAGGGGAAGAGCUCUUAUCGAAGCGCGACCGUUGGUUCAUCGACGUCGCGUCCGCGGCUAUGAUGCGAAUACCUGAAAUCGAGGUCGACGAAGACUCUGGAUUUGCCCGGUACGCCAGCGCCGCAGACCGCGAACUAGCCGUGCGUAAGAUGCGCGCCGUGCUACGUUUAUUUGCCGCCAAGGGAGUGCGCCGGGUUGUGUUAGGUGCAUGGGGAUGCGGCGCAUACGGCAACCCGGUCGGCGAGAUCGCGAAAGCGUGGCGGAAAGUCUUGGCUAGCGGGAGUAGAGAUGGGAAUAAAGGAGAGAAUGGUCAACGGAAGAGAAAAGGGAAGGAGAAGAAAAAGGAGUCGGAUUCUGAUUCAUGGGAAUGUUUCGAGCACGUCGUCUUCGCGAUCAAAGACAAGGGGAUGGCACAGGCAUUUGCAACGGCAUUUAGUGAAGAGUUUCUCGAAAUAAAUAAUUCCGAAGGGGGAGAAGGCAAUAUUGACAGUGAGGAUGGUGGUGACGAAGAAGAGGAUGUCAGUAUAAAAGAACUCCGUGAUAAAAUCCGGGAAUUAGAAGUACGUGCCGGACAGGCACAGACGUCUCAACUCAGAGCCGGGCUUAGUUCCGUGCUCGCUGGGUUGAGAAGUCAAUUACCAGACUCUGAUGAUAUUUCAUCCCGGGCGGGCCCUGUAGGCAGUAGAAGUGUCAGGGAUGACGAAAGUGAGAGCGAGGGCGAUGACGAGGCCUCCAAAGGAAAGUCGGAGAACGAUGAAAAUCGAACCGGGCAUCAUAACGCGAGUUAAAAUUUAAAACGACUUAUUUGAACAUUCACCUGCUAUUCUAUAAAUGUCUUAUGAUAUGACUAGUAUAAGACAAUAGUCAUGCUCAGAUGAGACAUAGUGGAAAGUAAAACCUGGUCUGAGAAUGUCAUCAAAUAAGUUCAUUGGAAUUCCACCUUGUAACUACCUAAUCCCCUGUCGGAGAGAGUCGAAU